Messenger RNA from Symphalangus syndactylus (siamang), 2553 nucleotides. It is a transcript of the gene RDH5, whose product is annotated as retinol dehydrogenase 5. Gene Ontology annotation, cellular component: intracellular membrane-bounded organelle. The record is from RefSeq and is a predicted model, not a curated record. Gene Ontology annotation, biological process: retinoid metabolic process; steroid metabolic process. NCBI's taxonomy places the organism in Eukaryota, Metazoa, Chordata, Mammalia, Primates, Hylobatidae. Gene Ontology annotation, molecular function: all-trans-retinol dehydrogenase (NAD+) activity.
GGACGGGUACCUUUUGGGUAGACAGUGGAACUAGCUUCCUCUUACUGUCCCAACUCUCUUCUCCUUCAUGGCCCUUGUGCAGGUGUCUGUUAGGCAAGCAGAGGGUGGGAGUUCCCAUCCCUCCUGAGAGAAGGUCCUAGUAGCCCUGCCCCAAGCUUCCUAAUUCAGGACUUGUUUCCUACGGAAGAGAAACAAAGCAAGGUACAGGCCUGGUCCCCAGCCCUGGCUUUCUGCCUCUCCACGUGCUCAUGGCCUCUCCCAGGCUAACACUAAGCAGUGUCAUGAGUCUGAGCCAGGUGGGAGAUUAAUUCCUGGGGGCACUUCAGGGCUGAGAAGGGGGAGGAAUGACAGGUCCAGUAACCAUUAGCAACAGAGCAGUGCAGCUGCCAUCCUUGACAGCUCCCUCCUCCUCAGAGACCAUGACAUAGAUGGUCAGGAACCCAGGCUGAGAAAGACAGCCAAGGGGUGGGGGAAGCCUAGGCAAAUCUGGCCUCUGCCAAGUCCCGGCUUCAGCCAGGCAAACUCCAGCCUCCCUGGCUCCUCCUCGUCCUCAGUCCUUUCCCCACCGCCACACAUACGCUUAAUACGCUUGGCAUCCAAGUCCACCCACUCCGGACUUUGGCCUUAGCAGUAGUUAGUGUGGGAGGCUGGGAAAACUGGGAGCAGUCUCUUAAACAAAAGCAAAAGAAUCAGCUUCGGGCGCUGUAGUACCUGCCAGCUUUCUCCACAGGAGGUAAGUGGAUACUGGGAGCUGGGGGAACUAUGAGAAGACUAGCCAGAUAUUACAUGUAUUGCCAACUCGAAACUCAGCUUUUAACAUGCUUCCUCACACAUUAUCCCCUUAGAUCCCCUCAGAUCCUCCACAACUCUGAGGUGGACGUGGUGGGGUCUUAGCCCCACUUGGUAGAUGAGAAAAUAGGUUCAGAGAGAGAGUGAGAUGCUCAGCAUCACACAGCAAACCUGAGGCCACCAGGACUAAAUGCAGGGUUCUUGGCCCUAUACAUCAUUCCAAACACAAGACCCAGGUUGCAUAUAGAAGGUUCAGUGUCCCUGGUUUAGAAGGAGAGAAGGUGUGAGGCAAGCAAGAAGAUGCCUCUGCUGCACUCCAGCCUGGGCGACAGAGUGAGACUCCAUCUCAAAAAAAAAAAAAAAGAAGAAGAUGCCUCUGCUCCAUACAGCAGAUCUGUACACAGGAUCUGGCUCAUGUGGUUUUAGUUAAGUUAGCCACAAAUACAGGGUCUGCCCACAUCUUUGCUUUGCACAGAUGAGCCAUGGUUGGCCAAUUAUCUGCCAACCAGAUAAUUUCUCAAUAUGCUCACACCAGAUGCUUCCAGCUAGGGAAGGUAUUAGGGGAAAGGGCUUGAGGGCCGCAGUAAACUGGACAAGUUUUUCUGCCCAGCCUAGGCUGCCACCUGUAGGUCACUUGGGCUCCAGCUAUGUGGCUGCCUCUGCUGCUGGGUGCCUUACUCUGGGCAGUGCUGUGGUUGCUCAGGGACCGGCAGAGCCUGCCCGCCAGCGAUGCCUUUGUCUUCAUCACCGGCUGUGACUCAGGCUUUGGGCGCCUUCUGGCACUGCAGCUGGACCAGAGAGGCUUCCGAGUCCUGGCCAGCUGCCUGACCCCCUCCGGGGCCGAGGACCUGCAGCGGGUGGCCUCCUCCCGCCUCCACACCACCCUGCUGGAUAUCACUGAUCCCCAGAGCGUCCAGCAGGCAGCCAAAUGGGUGGAGAUGCACGUUAAGGAAGCAGGGCUUUUUGGUCUGGUGAAUAAUGCUGGUGUGGCUGGUAUCAUCGGACCCACACCAUGGCUGACCCGGGAUGAUUUCCAGCGGGUGCUGAAUGUGAACACAAUGGGUCCCAUCGGGGUCACCCUUGCCUUGCUGCCUCUGCUGCAGCAAGCCCGGGGCCGGGUGAUCAACAUCACCAGCGUCCUGGGUCGCCUGGCAGCCAACGGUGGGGGCUACUGUGUCUCCAAAUUUGGCCUGGAGGCCUUCUCUGACAGCCUGAGGCGCGAUGUAGCUCAUUUUGGGAUACGAGUCUCCAUCGUGGAGCCUGGCUUCUUCCGAACCCCUGUGACCAACCUGGAGAGUCUGGAGAAAACCCUGCAGGCCUGCUGGGCACGGCUACCUCCUGCCACACAGGCCCACUAUGGGGGGGCCUUCCUUACCAAGUACCUGAAAAUGCAACAGCGCAUCAUGAACCUGAUCUGUGACCCGGACCUAACCAAGGUGAGCCGAUGCCUGGAGCAUGCCCUGACUGCUCGACACCCCCGAACCCGCUACAGCCCAGGCUGGGAUGCCAAGCUGCUCUGGCUGCCUGCCUCCUACCUGCCAGCCAGCCUGGUGGAUGCUGUGCUCACCUGGGUCCUUCCCAAGCCUGCCCAAGCAGUCUACUGAAUCCAGCCUUCCAGCAACAGAUUGUUUUUCAAGGACAAGGACUUUGAUUUAUUUCUGCCCCCACCCUGGUACUGCCUGGUGCCUGCCACAAAAUAAGCACUAACAAGAGUGUAUUGUUUAAAAAAUAAAAAGAAGGUGGGCAGAAAUGCGCCCAGUGGAA